ACCACUGACUAACUGCUUCAACAAAGCAUCCCCGUGUGACAGCUAGACAAAAUGAGGAGUCCUGUGAGAGCCGUGGCCUUUGUUGGCCUCAUCUGUCUCCUGUGUCAUGUUAUCUCUGCACAGAACUGGCACUUCAGCAAUGGCUGGGAAUCUGGUAAACGCUCUUCAGGUCUCACCGAGUGUCAGUUCCGACCACAGGUCAAGGCUCUUGUCAACAGGAUUAUAGAAGAAGAAAUAACAAGACUACAGAGGGUAUGCACAAAAUCAACAUAUCUACUACCAGAGACACGGUCAUAUCUUCAGGCUAAGAAUAGGCAACCCUUUGAGCCUGACCAGUGAGGGGUGUUGACCGGCUGACCAACCGGAAUCAUGGACACCAACAGGGGUCAGUGGAGUCAAAUCCUCAUCCAUACUUACACUGGAAGCUCUCUGUAUGAUGAACAAUUCUCAGGAAACAGAAAACAGUUCGUCUUUUACAAAUCAUCUCUUUAUUCAUCAGAAAAAUGAAGUUAAAAACCCUGCAGUUCUGCCGUGCAAGACCAGAAGCAUCUGAACCAAAGCCCUGAGACUGAACCAAAGCCCUGAGACUGAACCAAAGCCCUCCCAGCAGUCCAUCAAUACUCUACCACAUUCCCAAUGGCUAACUCUCAGCCUAAGACUUUGACCUUAAACUUGUUUUGUUUAAUAAAUACAAUCUUAUUCUCGUUAGUGGUGUCCUGUACAAUUUGUGGUAUGAGCAUUCAAUUAUCUAUUUGCUUGCGUGAUAAUGUCCCACUCAAGAUCAUUUCACUGUUUUAAUGGUUGUCAGGCUUCCAGAUACUAGAAACAGGUCAGAGCCAUUGUCCUUUGCCAAUUACCUGGCAAAUACCUUAAAGCUGCCGUGAGCCAGCAAGAGGUGGAUAUGAAUCCGUAACCUCAAUGGUCAAGGGCUGAUUGAUUACAGCCAAGGAACACUUUAGUGCAAAG
Molecule: messenger RNA, 966 nt
Organism: Liolophura sinensis
Lineage: Eukaryota; Metazoa; Mollusca; Polyplacophora; Chitonida; Chitonidae
Exons: 3
Coding region: 52-339 (95 amino acids)
Source: RefSeq, a predicted model, not a curated record